AUGGAAGAGGAACAACGUGUACAUACGACUUAUAUCCCCACUAAAGGGACAACUCGUAAUGUUAUGGUUAUUAAAAGUUAUGCCACAAUAGUUGGGGAUGUACAACACAUUUUAGGUAACCAUUCCAAAGUUCAGCAUAUAUCCAAAGAUAGGGGCACAUCCUCUACGAAGGGAGACAAUGUGAAU
Dovyalis caffra is the source of this 186-nucleotide messenger RNA. The record is from the annotation of a GenBank genome assembly. Lineage: Eukaryota; Viridiplantae; Streptophyta; Magnoliopsida; Malpighiales; Salicaceae.